Messenger RNA from Trichechus manatus latirostris (Florida manatee), 1506 nucleotides. RefSeq names its product cysteine rich with EGF like domains 2 (gene CRELD2). NCBI's taxonomy places the organism in Eukaryota, Metazoa, Chordata, Mammalia, Sirenia, Trichechidae. The transcript is spliced from 11 exons. The record is from RefSeq and is a predicted model, not a curated record. The coding region runs from base 85 to 1506 and encodes 473 amino acids. Gene Ontology annotation, molecular function: calcium ion binding.
GGGAACGGCCGGCGCGGCUCGGAGCCGGUGGCCUGGCCGGGCCGGGGUUUCGGCGAGCCACGCGCCUCUGGGCCCCGCAGAGCCAUGCGCCCUCCGCCCCCUGCCGCGCUGGGGCUCCUACUGCUACUGCUGCCGCUGUUGCCUGCGCCUGAGGCGGCCAAAAAGCCGACGCCCUGUACGCGGUGCAGGGAGCUGGUGGAGAAGUUCAAGCAGGGAAUGGUGGAUACGGCGAAGAAGAACUUUGGCGGCGGGAACACCGCCUGGGAGGAAAAGUCGCUCUCCAAGUAUGAGUUCAGUGAGGUCCGCCUGCUGGAGAUCCUCGAGGGCCUGUGUGACAGCAGUGACUUCGAGUGCAACCGUAUGGUGGAGGAGCAGGAGGAGCUCCUGGAGGCCUGGUGGCUGCGGCUGAAGAAGCAGUCUCCGGACCUGUUUGAGUGGUUCUGCGUGGAGAUGCUGAAGGUCUGCUGUUCUCCCGGGACGUACGGGCCUAACUGUCUGGCGUGCCCAGGCGGUGCCAAGAGGCCCUGCGGUGGGAAUGGCCACUGCAGCGGGGACGGCAGCCGGCAGGGGGAUGGGUCCUGCCAGUGCCACAUGGGCUACCGCGGGGCGCUGUGCACGGACUGCGUGGACGGCUACUUCAGCGCACUGCAGAACGACACGCACAACAUCUGCACGGUCUGUAACGAGGCCUGCAAGACGUGCACUGGCCCCACCAGCAGGGACUGUGCCGAGUGCGAGGUUGGCUGGGCCCGCGAGCAGGACGCCUGUGUUGAUGUGGACGAGUGUGCAGAGGAGACGCCCCCGUGCAGUGAGGGCCAGUACUGUGAGAACGUCCCCGGCUCCUACACAUGCGAAGAGUGCGACUCUACGUGUGUGGGCUGCACGGGCAAAGGUCCGGGGAAGUGCAUUGCGUGUGUCCCCGGCUACGCCAAGGAGGAGAGCGGCCAGUGCUCAGACGUGGACGAGUGCUCGCGACCGGAGACGCCGUGUGCACGGGAGAAUGAGAACUGCUACAACACCCCGGGGAGCUUCAUCUGCGUGUGCCCCGAAGGCCACGAGGAGACCGAUGGGGCCUGUGACGGUACCAACGGCUGGAGCUGUGGGGCGGCGGCCCGGGAAACGCGCUGGAACGGGGGCCCGGAGGCCGGACCGCGCUGCGCGCUGGGGCGCCCCCUCCCCUGCUCUCCUCCGGGCGCGGGACCUCGCCCUCUUUCCGGCCUGGAGCUGAAAGUCCCCAGGUCCUCCCCACGGGCUGCGGAGCCGGCGCGGCCACCAGGCGGUGACAACGCAGCUGCGCACGGCGAGGAGCCGGCCGCCGGGGUGGGUCCCCAGCGGGGUGGAGGUGGGUGCGCGCCUCCGAGACCCCGAACUGGGACACCCCAGCCCCAGAGCGCGCGGCCGGGGAAUGGAACAGGAGAGGCGAGGAACCACGUGAAGACAGGUGACCGGGGCUCCGACCUGCGCGUCAGCCGGAUCCUGGCCGACUGGAGGGCUUUAUUUUUCUAG